CUCAGGACAUUUAUUGGUGGAAAUAUUCUGAAAGAGCGCAGAUAAACUCAGAACUUCCUAAAGAAGUGGAGGGAGGAGAAUCACUCAAUACCUGCAGUGAUAACAUAGAACUACAAUUCAAAAGUAUUCCAGAACUCCAGAGAGAUCCAACUCCCAACACUUUGGAGAGUGGAAGCAUGACAAUGAGGACAUCAGCAAGUCACUAUGUGGUGACCAGACCACUCUACUCAGAGGAGACCUUUGCAGAAGAUUAUGAGAAAGUGUACCGGAAACGAAAGACCACGCUGGACCAUGUUAAGCAAUACUUCAGUUGCGAUUCAAAACGUGUGAAGAAUGCAGCCCUGUCUCUGCUGCCGAUCAUCGGAUGGAUGAAAAUGUACAGGGUAAAAGAAUGGCUGUUGGGUGAUAUAGUGUCAGGAGUCAGCACUGGACUGGUGGCUAUUCUGCAAGGGUUAGCGUACAGUUUGCUAGCAUCUCUGCCUGCUUGGUAUGGGUUAUAUGCUGCCUUUUUCCCUGUGAUCAUCUACUUUUUCCUGGGAACAUCUCGACACAUUUCUGUGGGAGCUUUCCCUGUUCUAAGUCUGAUGGUGGGAGCUGUGGUGACCAGACUGGUUCCUGAUGAGGGUUCACCAGUCAACAUCACAGGCCUCGAGGGGCUGACCAUGAAUGAGCAGAGAGCCAUAGUGUCCGCCUCACUUACCUUUCUCGUCGGCAUUUUCCAGCUGGCUAUGGGGGUGCUGCAGGUGGGCUUCAUAGCUAUAUACCUGUCAGAUACUCUAGUGUCUGGAUUCACAACUGCUGCUGCCGUUCACAUCCUGAUAUCACAGCUGAAGUUUGUGUUGGGGCUGACAGUACCGGGCUUCAGCGGACCUCUUGCCGUUAUAUAUAUUCUGGAGAGGAUCUUCGACCAGAUCACUUCCACAAACCUUUAUGACUUGGUCACCUCCAUUGUGGUGAUGGUGGUGGUGUUUAUUGUGAAGGAACUCAAUGACAGAUUCAGGUCAAAGCUUCCAGUGCCUAUUCCCAUAGAGGUCAUCAUGACAGUCAUAGCGUGUGGCAUCUCCUACGCAUUCAACUUUAGAGAGAAUCAUGGAGUGGAUGUUGUAGGAAAAAUACCUGAUGGAUUUGAGGCACCCGUGGCUCCGAAUCUUCACAUCUUUCAGGAGACAGCAGUGGACGCUUUUCCUAUAGCCAUAGUGGGCUUUGCUGUUGCUUUCGCUGUGGCUAAAGUCUACUCUGUCAAGCAUGACUAUGUUAUUGAUGGAAACCAGGAGCUUAUUGCUUUUGGGGCCAGUAACAUCUUUGGUGGCGCAUUCAAAUCAUUGGCGGCCAGCACAGCUCUGUCCAGGAGUGCAGUGCAAGAGAGCACAGGAGGGAAAACACAGAUUGCUGGUGCUCUGUCUGCCAUCAUUGUCCUCAUAGUAACCCUGGCUAUAGGGUUCCUGCUUGAACCACUACCAAAGUCAGUGCUGGGCGCAGUGGUAAUAGUGAAUCUGAAGGGGAUGCUGAUGCAGGUGCGUGAAGUCCCUUACCUGUGGAAGAAGGAUCGGUCGGACUGCAUUGUCUGGAUAGUCACCUGUGUGGCCUCCAUCUUGCUGGGGCUGGAUCUGGGCCUAGCUGUGGGACUCGGAGUGGAGCUGCUUGCUGUGGUCUUCCGGACUCAGUUCCCCCGCUGCUCUGUCCUGGCAAACAUCACUGGCACAGACAUUUACAGGGACCGCAAGGACUACAUCAAUAUCUAUGAACCAGAAGGAGUGAAGAUUUUCAAAAUCCCUGCACCAAUCUUCUUUGCAAAUAUUGAUUUCUUCAGAGGAAAGCUGGUUGAUGCUGUUGGCUUCAGCCCUUUGAGAAUACUGAGGAAGAGAAAUAAGGCGCUGAGGAAAAUUAAGAAACUCAUAAAGAAAGGAGAACUAACAGUCACCUCUAAAGGACUAAAUGUCACAGGCUCUUUUCCUAUUGACGAGUCUGAAGAUGAGAACAAUAUGGAGGAUUUAGAUCAGCCGGUGGAUUUCUCAGAUCUUCCUGUUCAGGUGAAUUGGAGAAGCGAACUCCCUGCCAACAUCUCUGUUCCUCCAGUAAACAUCCACAGUCUCGUGCUAGACUUCUCUGCCGUCUCGUUUAUCGACAUCUCAGCAAUCAAGGGGCUUAAAACGGCUUUAAAAGAGUUCAUCCGUGUUGAUGUUGAGAUCUACAUCGUGGCCUGUGACCCGUACAUCAUUGAGAAACUGAAAAGCUGCAAGUUCUUUGAUGAUGAGAUUAAGACGUCCAUUUUCUUUCUGACCCUCCAUGAUGCAAUACUCCACAUCCUCCAGCUACAUCCGCCUCUGACCGUAAGCGAGAAGGCCUACAACAGCAUCCAUGACAUGCUGUAUAAUGGAAAUAGCAACUUGCGAAGCAGAGAAAAAACGAGCAAGGAGCCAGAGACCAGGUUUUAAUGGACUGCCAUUUCAGUUGCUUCCCCAUAUGCUGGAGAACCUGGGACACAGUCUGCUGCCGGACACUGUAAAUCUGAAGAAAAUAUUUCAUUUUGAACUAUUUUUGUUAAUUUAAUAAUUUGUAUAUAAAUGUAUGGCAUGAAUUUGUAUCGAAUGAUGACAUGUUUACUAACAAGAAGAGCGUUUAAUCAGGCGAUCUUUUCUUAGAUUGCUGGCAAGGAAUAAACAGGGGUGCAUUUUUUUGUAUAUGUAAAUUAUUUUUGGUGUAGAUUUUGUUGUAUAGUGUUAGCAUACUGUCAUAUUUUUGUGUACCACUGCUAUUUAAAAUAAAUUCCAACAUUUUACACUGA
This is a messenger RNA of Colossoma macropomum (tambaqui), 2785 nucleotides long. It is a transcript of the gene slc26a3.2, whose product is annotated as solute carrier family 26 member 3, tandem duplicate 2. The transcript has 21 exons. The record is from RefSeq and is a predicted model, not a curated record. Lineage: Eukaryota; Metazoa; Chordata; Actinopteri; Characiformes; Serrasalmidae. Gene Ontology annotation, molecular function: bicarbonate transmembrane transporter activity; oxalate transmembrane transporter activity; secondary active sulfate transmembrane transporter activity. The coding region runs from base 177 to 2435 and encodes 752 amino acids. Gene Ontology annotation, biological process: transmembrane transport. Gene Ontology annotation, cellular component: membrane.